Dothidotthia symphoricarpi CBS 119687 is the source of this 889-nucleotide messenger RNA. Its product is annotated as arabinogalactan endo-1,4-beta-galactosidase. Gene Ontology annotation, biological process: iron incorporation into metallo-sulfur cluster; intracellular iron ion homeostasis. Lineage: Eukaryota; Fungi; Ascomycota; Dothideomycetes; Pleosporales; Dothidotthiaceae. The coding region runs from base 22 to 645 and encodes 207 amino acids. Gene Ontology annotation, molecular function: iron chaperone activity; 2 iron, 2 sulfur cluster binding; ferroxidase activity. Gene Ontology annotation, cellular component: mitochondrion. The record is from RefSeq and is a predicted model, not a curated record. The transcript has 2 exons.
CCAUCUCGCAUCCCCCCCGCCAUGAAGUCCGUCACCAGAUUCAGCAGCGCGGCCCUCCGCCGUACCGUCCGCGCUCCGCUGCGCGCCCAAACACCUGCCAAUUGCGUCAUCGGCCGAGCUCCUGCAACGCUGAGCUUCCGCGUCAACAACGCCGCUGGUGCGAUUCGGCCCUUCCACUCCUCAAUGAACAUGAGGGUUGGCAUCAUGCCCGAGACGGAGAACCCAGCGCCAAAGGAGAGCGAGGAGCACGACCACGCUGCCGUGCCAGCGACCAUCACGGAGGAAGAGUUCCACGAGCGCGCCGACGCGUAUUUGGAGGAGUUGGUUGCGCGGCUGGAGGAGCAGCAGGAGAAGAGCCCGGAUAUCGAGGUGGAUUACUCGGCUGGCGUCUUGAAUAUCGAACUCACGACCAAGAACCAGAGCUAUGUGCUCAACAAACAGCCCCCGAAUAAGCAGAUCUGGCUCAGCUCGCCGAUAUCAGGGCCGAAGCGCUUCGACUGGGCGCUUGUGCAGGAGGGACAGGAUCAUAAGGAGGGUGGUGGAGGCGAAGACUGGGUGUACUUGAGGGAUGGCAGUUCGCUCACGGAUAUUCUGAGGAAGGAACUCGGCGUGGAUUUGAGCGUGGAUGAUGAAGUUCCGCGCUGAUGGACGACACUCAAAGAUGAAGAGUAAAUGUGGUGUUUGACUGCUACUCCUUAUGCGUGUAAGAGGCGGCAGUCAUGAUUCAGGUGUAUUAUAGCGAUAUGGCAAGCUUUCCUGCCGUAUCCCAUACACAUGCUCCCAGUCUAUGGUAUACCAAAAUCCCGCCCAAACGCCUGUCCUAUGCAACGCCGUAGAUGUGUUUUAUGUAUGAAUUUACGCGGCAAUAGCAGCGCUCUGAGGCGCAUCC